CGGGCCGGCCCCAGCUGACACUUCAGCUCUUGUUGGGAGAACAGAGAGAGGCUCUUGUCUGCUGCCUGUCCUUGGCUCCACUGCUGGGUUCCCUGGAGGCUUUUCCUCAGGCUGCACAGAGUCCACCUGAUCGUGACUACAGAAUGGCCUCCAGCCCUGCUGGGGUACGUAGCCCACAGCCUUCCAGGGCCAAUGGAAACAUCAACCUGGGGCCUUCAGCCAACCCAAAUGCCAGUCCCACAGAUUUCGACUUCCUCAAGGUCAUUGGUAAAGGGAACUACGGGAAGGUCCUGUUGGCCAAGCGCAAGUCUGAUGGGACCUUCUACGCAGUGAAGGUGCUGCAGAAAAAAUCCAUCUUAAAGAACAAAGAGCAGGGCCACAUCAUGGCAGAGCGCAAUGUGCUGCUGAAGAACGUGCAGCAUCCAUUCCUCGUGGGCCUGCGCUACUCCUUCCAGACCCCUGAGAAGCUCUACUUUGUGCUCGACUAUGUCAAUGGAGGGGAGCUUUUCUUCCACCUGCAGCGGGAGCGCAGGUUCCUGGAGCCCCGGGCCCGGUUCUAUGCUGCUGAGGUGGCCAGUGCUAUUGGCUACUUGCACUCCCUCAACAUCAUUUACAGGGACCUGAAGCCAGAGAACAUUCUGUUGGACUGCCAGGGACAUGUGGUACUGACAGAUUUUGGCCUUUGUAAGGAAGGUGUAGAGCCUGAGGAGACCACAUCCACAUUCUGUGGCACCCCUGAAUAUCUGGCUCCUGAAGUGCUUCGUAAAGAGCCUUAUGACCGGGCAGUGGACUGGUGGUGUUUAGGAGCCGUCAUCUACGAGAUGCUGCAUGGCCUGCCGCCGUUCUACAGCCGAGAUGUUGCUCAGAUGUACGAGAACAUUCUACACCAGCCUCUACAGAUCCCUGUGGGCCGGACAGUGGCUGCCUGCGACCUCCUCCGUGGUCUUCUCCACAAGGACCAGAGGCAGAGACUCGGCUCCAAGGCAGACUUUCUCGAGAUAAAGAACCAUGCCUUCUUCAGCCCCAUAAACUGGGAUGACUUAUACCACAAGAGGCUGACUCCCCCCUUCAAUCCAAAUGUGGCAGGACCUGCUGACCUGAAACACUUCGACCCCGCCUUCACCCAGGAAGCUGUGUCCAAGUCCAUCAGCUGCACUCCUGAUACUGUGGCCAGCAGCUGUGGUGCUUCAAGUGCAUUCCUGGGAUUUUCCUAUGCGCAGGAGGACAAUGACAUCUUGGACUGUUAGCACAGAAGCAUCUGUGAAGCCACAGAAGCCAGCUGGUAAAGAGUCAAAGUUGUAAGUUUGAUGGCUUAAAAAGAAACAGGUGUAUUUUUCCCCCCAUUUCCUAAAGUAAGCAGUGUUAGUUUGGCCGGGGAUGGUAGGACAGGGUGUCAGACAUCCAGAGGUGUUCUGUAUUUCUGUUCUGUUCUUCUUGAAAAAUGGCUUCCAAUAUUAGAGUUGCUAUAUGAUGAAAACAUAGCUGCCAGUGACCUAGUUAGCACUUUUGUGUUCUGGGUAGUGGGGAAAGGAGGAAUAGGGCUGAAGAGGUAGCAAAAGGCACCAAUGAAGAGCUCUCCUGGAAGCCUCACCCAGUGACUUUAAUGACAUCUCACUAACUACCCCCUUGCUGGAGUGGAGCCCAGGCACAUGACCACCCCUGACAGCAGAGUGGUUCUGAUGCUAUGCGAGAAGGGGAGGACGCUGGUUAGUCUUCAGUUUACAUCUAUGAAAGUCAAGCUCAGGCUGUAGAAGGCAGGAACAUGGUAUGGUUUCAGUAACCACCUUGUAGGCAGCUAGCACUCCUUACCAGAGAACCUCUUGGUGUUUGCAUGUUUAUCUCAAUGUAUGAAAUGACAGAUAUGUACAAACCUAUAGGGUAUUACCAACAUCUUUUGCUGCUCUGUGUUGAUGAUGUCUUUGCUGUUGGUGGCACUGGACAUCUGUUAUUAGGUUUGGCUGUCUGGCAUCUGAACCCCUCCAGUAUUCACAGAAUCCCCUAUUUGAGUCUUGAUGAGGGGCAAUAACGUCCUCUACUUAAGAGUAGCUGAAAAUGUUAGAUAUUGACUUUCUCAGCUUCCUCUGAGCUAGGGACAGGCAUGUGGUCCACAGAUGCACUCGUGCCACACUUUGACCUAAAGAAGGGACAUGAGCUUUCUUUUAGGUCGCAACUGUGGUAAUGGUACCCACAAAAUUGAGUUCCUUAUAUAGUAAUAGCAUCAGUGCAACCCAGUGGUAAUGAGAAGUGGUUUGAAGACCAUCCAAGUAGACCCAGGUUCACAGCUGGAGUUGACUGCAGUUAACACUGUGCUCUCCUCAUGUGGAAUGCCCACGUGCUGGCCAGAGCUUCCUGACCACCCACUAAGCUUCACGUGUUCAAGCUUAAUCAUUUCUAAAUGCAAUUCUGACUGGACAAAAUGUGAGCUUGUACCACCUCAUGAAUUAAGGAUGCUCUGCUCCUGUGGGAUGAAUUAUGCUGCUUUAUUUCUGUGGGAAAGUAGUCUUUUGGUUUUUCCCCAGAUCCAGUGUACAUUCUUCAGCACAGCCUUAUCAGCUGUUUCUUUUGGAGACUAGAAGAGGAACUGCCUUAGAAAUGGUGUGUGCUCGCAAUUUUAUUCCCUUUUCCUCUUAGUCCCACUCCUUUAAUUCAGUUUUUGGUCCCUUUCCCCUUACCCCUGGACUUAGAAGAAUGAGACUGGGAGACCACAGGGAAAAAAAAACCGUUGACAAUGACUUAAUGGAGAUCAAAAAUGGGUCAUGAAGAACUAAUGUUAGCUUUUGACAUGUGCUGAGAACAAUGAGAGACACUCUGAUUUCCCUCCUAGUAGCACUUGUGAACUGUCACAUAUGGAACCUGUGGAUAAAAUUCUUACAAUUCCCCAAAGCAAAAACCAACUGUAUAAUUGCGAGAAAAAAUGAUGGAACGGCCAAAAGCAUGCUACCAGCUAUGGGUUGUAAAACACAUAAUGGUUCCAUUUUAAGAUUGUGAAAUCACAUUGUUUUAACCAGGAUAGAAAAUAAAAAUGAAUCUAGGUAUGGUGGUGCACGCCUGUCAUCCUGGCAGUCAGGAGACCGAGGAAGGAGGAUCAGUGUAAGUUUGCAGCCAACCGGGGUCAGAAAGUGAGCUCAAGUUGAGCCUGCACUACAAAGUGAGAUGCUGUUUUGAAAAAGCAAAAUAAAAAAAUGAAGAAAAACUGUGGUAGUAAAUUGAUCGUGCUACACCUAUGUUUACUGAGUACAUUAUACCUUUUAGGUAUAUUACCUACAAUCCUUAUUACAAGCCCACAUUUAGAAAUUAUUAACCUCAUUUUACAAAUAGGAAACAUUCACUGGGGAAGAUUAAGAAACUUUCCAAGAUCAUCCAGCUGGUACCAGUCACAGCCAGGAAUUCAGCUUACUGGCAUCUGACUCUAAAACCCAUUUUUCCACAGCCUCAGUGGGAGAAGCGCUCCAGGCAGGUGCUCCUUUGGUUUUCUAACAAACACUGAGUGAACAACAGGCAGAAGCAGC
Molecule: messenger RNA, 3509 nt
Organism: Octodon degus (degu)
Lineage: Eukaryota; Metazoa; Chordata; Mammalia; Rodentia; Octodontidae
Gene: Sgk2
Product: SGK2, serine/threonine kinase 2
Exons: 13
Coding region: 144-1247 (367 amino acids)
Biological process (GO): protein phosphorylation
Molecular function (GO): ATP binding; protein serine/threonine kinase activity
Source: RefSeq, a predicted model, not a curated record